Daktulosphaira vitifoliae (grape phylloxera) is the source of this 1512-nucleotide messenger RNA. RefSeq lists its product as uncharacterized. The coding region runs from base 393 to 1355 and encodes 320 amino acids. The record is from RefSeq and is a predicted model, not a curated record. NCBI's taxonomy places the organism in Eukaryota, Metazoa, Arthropoda, Insecta, Hemiptera, Phylloxeridae. The transcript is spliced from 2 exons.
ACAUGACAUUAUUUAUCAUUAAACAUCUCUCCUUCAUUCAAAGUGUGAAAAUGUUUAUAACUUUAGAGAGUCUAGCGUUAAGAUAAUUGCGCUGUGUAUUUUUUUAUUUAUAAAGCUGUGAACUGAACUUUAAUAUGAUAAUUUAUUAAGUAAAAUUAGAUUGCUUAAUUUAGUGUCUUUUACAAAAAUACCAACUUGUACUGGGUAGUAUAAAUUAAGAAUAAGUCAUUUGUGUUGUAGUUCGCAAAUUAACAUAUAUGAUUCUUUUAAAAGUUUAAAUACGAAGUAUUUACGAUUUAAAUAUAUUAAAUAUUUGUCAUUUAAAUUACAGAACAUUUUACAAAUAAAUCAAUAAUAAUACAAAGGAAUAGUUAUAUCUUGGUAUAGUUAAAAUGAAAAAUAUUAUUAACAGACAAAUCAUUUUACUAAAAGUAAUUAUUUCAAAUGCAAUCAUUAUUCAUCCUGUGGAUGAAUGUAAUUCGAAAACAGAUGAUAUAACGUUUAUUACAAUCAAUAAUUUAAAAAAACUUACAAGAGAGUAUCCUGCAUUUAUAAAAUUAACUUUACAGGAGCAUAAAUAUUACACUGAAUCCGGUGCAUCUCUUUGUCCUUUACCUUAUGAAAAAGAAAAUGUAAUAACAGAUCCUACUGUUAUAACAUUUCUUGAAUUUCAUAAUAUUAAAUUUGAUCCCAGAAAAUGUGAAAAACCUUGGACGUGGACGCAGCAUAAUGAAUGUCUUGUACCAAUAAUUUUCAGUACCACAGGAGAAAAAUUAGGAAAAAUCAUUCAACCGUGCCUUAAAGAUAAUAUCAAUAUUAUUCAGUGUUAUACUCUCUAUCUCAAUGUUAUAGAAAGCUCUAGUGUAACUUUAGUUGACAGGUUUUGUUUGUUUGUAAUUAUUGCUAUUGACAACAUUGAACAAAUCGAGAAUGAUGAAAGUUUAUUUGAUUUAAUUAGAGAUACUAGUAUUUCACUUCUUUCUAUUGAAACAACUGUAGUUAUAGAGUGGUUUAAAUUGCUAUUAGAAUAUAUGUUUAUUGCAUUUCAUCAGUAUUUUAUUUCUACACUACCUCUUGAUUGCAUUAAAAAUGUAUUGGAGAAAUACAUGCAUAAUAACCAAUCAUUCAAUAAGCCCAUUGAAAAUAAAAUUGAAUGUAGAAAACAUCUUUUAGAUUGCAUGAAAAUUACAAAAUUAAAAAAAAACUAUGUUCUUUUAACGGAUCAUGAAAACUGGAAUUGGGAUAUCAAUUCUGAAGAAAAACCUGAAUUUGAUUUAAUACUAAAAUUCAGUCAAAAAAACAAUGAUAUCGGUCUUGACCUUUUUAAGCAAAAUGUAAUAAAUAAUAAUUAUUAAUAUAAAUUACUUGUAUUGAAAAAUAAAUUUCUUGUCAUACAAAAAUUACAUUGUCAUAUUAUUGUACUUAUGUUAAAGAGUACUGCACGUUUAACUUAUUUUGUAAAAUCAUAAUUUUAAUACAAUUUAUCAAAUAAAUUUCAAUAAGUGUAAUUUU